Messenger RNA from Lycium barbarum (goji berry), 1331 nucleotides. Its product is annotated as protein SLOW GREEN 1, chloroplastic. Lineage: Eukaryota; Viridiplantae; Streptophyta; Magnoliopsida; Solanales; Solanaceae. Gene Ontology annotation, molecular function: protein binding. The coding region runs from base 47 to 1060 and encodes 337 amino acids. The transcript has 4 exons. The record is from RefSeq and is a predicted model, not a curated record.
CUACUUCUCCUAACAGUGCCACUACAAUAAUUUUCUAGUUGCUAAAAUGGUUUCUUCAUUUGCCACCAAAAUCCCACUUUGCUUACACUCAACUCUCAAUCAUCACAACCCAAAAUUUGUUCCCAAAACCCUUUUUCUUCUUCCCAAAACCCUGACUACUCUUUACCCCAAACUCCAAUCAACUUCAAAAUCCCAAAAUCCAUGCAUUUUAACCUGUUCUUGGAAACCCCACAAAGAAAUUUCCAACUUUUUCAAUGAAAAGAUUGUUUUUUUACUUGUUGGGUCAUUCUUGAUUAUGGGUAUAAAGGCAAAACAUGUGUUAUCUGUACCACAACCAGUUCAAGAAAGUAGUGUUCUUGAGACCCAAGAAGGGGAAAGUGAGGAAGAAGAGAUGUAUGUGAAGUUAUUAGAGAGUAAUCCUAGAGAUGUUGAGGCUUUAAAGACUAUUGUUCAUGUGAAAAUGAGGAAAGGGAAGACUAAAGAGAGUUUGAAGUAUGUGGAGAAGUUGAUUGAGGUACAGCCUAGAGAAAUGGAGUGGAGGCUUUUGCAAGCUCUUUGUUAUGAGAUGAUGGGGGAAUUGAGUAAGGCUAAGAGGUUGUUUAAGGAGAUUUUGAAGCAGAGGCCUCUCUUGCUCAGAGCUUUGCAUGGUUUAGCUAUGGUGAUGCACAAAAACUUUGAAGGUCCCGCUGUUUUCGAGAUGCUGAAUGGCGCUCUAGAAGUUGCUCGCUGGGAAAAAAGAGUCAAUGAGGAGAGAAACAUAAAAAUAUUAGUCGCACAAAUGCAUGUUGUUAAGGGCGAGUUAGAAGAGGCCUUACAGAAGUUUCAACUUCUUGUCAAAGAGAACCCAAGAGACUUCAGGCCUUACUUGUGCCAGGGAAUAGUCUACAGUUUGUUGGACAAGAAGAAAGAAGCAGAUGAGCAGUUUGAGAUAUAUCGAAGUCUUGUACCCGAAGAAUUUCCUCAGAGAGGUUUCCUUGAUGAUGUUGUGUUGGCUGCAAAGACAGAAACUAGGGAACAACUUGAGAAGGAGUUCAAGAAUAAAUUCUCUUACAAGACAUGAAGAGUCAUGCCCUAUUAACAUAUUUUCGACUAGGCCUAUGAUGACUGGAUGCUUAAGGGUGUAGGGAGGGGGGUUGGUCAUAGGAUAGGAUAGAAACAAAAACAUUGCUAAUGUAGAUGACUUUAUAGGUUUUUUUUUUUUGGCUAUGGAAAUCUGAAAUCUAGUCUCCCCUGGAAGAGAAGUUCUAGGACAGUACAUUUUUGUGCUCUGUUCUGUUGGUAUUUCUUGUUUUUGGUAAUCGAGAAAUCCCUGAGGCCAGUUGGCAGUUCUA